AUGCCUUCUCGUGGACGAGGCUCUGGUGUCGCACCCUCAGGGGGUUGGGACCAGAUUGGAAACGGAGUUUACUUUCUCAACCAGCUCUCCCAAUAUGAGAUCUCCAACCUAAUUCGGGGACUCGAUCAUAAAGACUUCAAGCUUGCACGGGUGUGGCUCUGUUUUGGUCAAGACAACGUGGCUGACGAUUUUUCGGCGACGAACCAUGCGUUCUUGAAAUUUGAUUUGAGACCUUCCAGCCAUCACCGCUGGCUCGGUGUCAAGCUCGAGGUUCGAAAGAAUGAAAUGGACCAAAUCAAGGAUCGAAUUACCGGCCAGAAGUACACAUCUAUUGAGCUGGAAGUGAAUUUCGCAAGCGUUUAUGGUGGAACGACACUGGGAGGGCUCAUCCAGAUCCUCUCCCAAGAACUAUUGCUCAGCUUUGGAUUUUUAACAACGAGGGCGACAUGUGAUGACGAGUUCACCCAAGUUCUGCUCAGCCUCAAAGCUGAAUACCGCAUAACAGGACGUUUGAGGCCCUCAAGCGGGUCUGGACACCUAGCGAUCAGAAAUGGUAACGGACCGUGCACUCCCAUGGACGCGGAUAGUUUCUUCCGUAACAAUGUCUUCAUGGUCCUAUCAUACUAUUUCUCUGAGGCAAGCCAGAAUGGGAAGAGACAGGCUCAUCGCACAGCCAUCCUGGAGGUGGUGGAGGUGGUGGAGGCAGCGGAGGUGGCGGAGGUAGCCAGGGAGGAUCAUCAAGCAGUUUUCCUGCGGGCUACCAGCCAGGGUACCAGCCAGGGUACCAGCCGGGCUACGGGCAAGGCUACGGGCAAGGCUACGGAAGUGGCCAGGGACAGUACGGAGGCGGUUGGGGAGGCUCAUGAAGCGCGGCCUCUGGAGGUUUCCCGACUGCCUACAACCAACAACUUUAUGGUCAAUCUGGCAGGCCUUGGCGCUAGCUUUGCCUAA
Messenger RNA from Diaporthe amygdali, 951 nucleotides. RefSeq lists its product as uncharacterized. Lineage: Eukaryota; Fungi; Ascomycota; Sordariomycetes; Diaporthales; Diaporthaceae. Bases 1 to 951 code for a protein of 316 amino acids. The record is from RefSeq and is a predicted model, not a curated record. The transcript is spliced from 4 exons.